GAAGCCUCUGUCUCAUUUUCACACUAACCGAGCUUCAGUCCGUGUGCGGCAGCUACGGAACGGUUCCUCUCACUUCAAAACCAUGGAGGUGCCUGAGCCGAAGAAAUUCCGCCGCUCUUGCUUCUUGUCGCACCUUGCGGACUUGCCCCUCGUGAGGACGGCUGCCGCAAACCUCCAAACGUUUUACUCGGAGACAAAGGAACGCUCGCUGUUGUUCCGUGCCUGGGCCACUAUGGCCGAAUUGGUGCUGAUACUGGCGAUGUGGGGGGCCGAGAGGACGGUGGGGAAGUGGUGCCAAGCCAUCCUGCGUCAUGAAGGAGAAGCUCAACUGGCUACCGCGAUCGACACCUACGCAUGCGUGAAGCUGCAACAACUGGAGGGUAAAUUCCCAGUCCUGACUAAGUCUGCCGAUGUGGUUGCGAAGAAGACUACCCAGAAGGUGCUGUCGGUAGCAUUUAUCAUUCCUCGCUGGGUGUUGGAGACGAGGCUUGGGAAGAUCGCCAUAUUUGGGCUGGACAAAACCCUGCAGUUGUCGGUGACGGUGGCCGACCUGUUACAGCCAGAGGUGGAGACGGGAGAAGACGCAUCCGAGACCGCGGAAAACAACUCGACCAAAGUCCCACCAGCCCCGGAACCCGAAUUGACCGCUCUUGUAGCCAUAGCUGUGCGGACGACUGCCAGUUGUGCCCGUGGUCUGUUCCCUACUCUGUAUGGCUGGUUCAUUCUAACUCCACUUCUUCUCUGGGUGACCGUGCUGACCUGGACUCGCCAGGCUCUCCGCUUCAUCCGCCGCCGUCCCCGCCGUCCGUCCCGCCGCCGGAGCCACCGCCUGGCCGCCAAGUCCGACCCCGACACCAGGGCCAAGAUCAGCUCCCGCCGUCGGAUGUCGCCACGGAAGGGCAUCCCGUCCCUGACGGAGGCCCUUGCGCAGUACAUCCCGAAGAAAGCCUUCUCCAUGCUGGGGCUGACCACUCCGCCGGCCGAGAUGACCAUGCCGCUGUUCGGGACCCAGCUACCUGAACCUGGAGCAACUAACGAGCUCCGCGUCAGUCCCAACAUGGAGGAAGGGGAGAAGCGGAAACGGUCGGCAGCAGAAGACGAUGAAGACGAAAAUUUUCUGAACAUGGAUCUGAAGAACUACCGGUCUGACGACGACCCUGAUUACCCAUCGGAGUCGUCUUCCAGCACGGAUAGUUACGAGUACAUCUGCAGCGAUUCUGAGGCAGACAGCGCCGAGGAGGAGGUUGCCGAGGAGGCGGCGGCGCCAGAGGAGGGAGGAGGCGGGAAGGACUCGGGCGUGUGCUCCGCCAUCACCACGCCCACGGGGUCAAAGAGCCCCGAGUCCAAGAAGCAACAACCCAUUGACGCGCCCCACCCAGCAGAUUAUGAUACUGAGGUCAUCAAGAGCAGCAAGAUCUGUGCUGCCGAUAGUAGUCAUCCAACAGCGACUUCUGGCGAAUCGGUGUCAGUGAGCAGUGAACCAUGCAGCUCGCAGAUGACAAGGCUCCGAUCGUCUCUGCCCGAAGACUCGUCUAGAAUGACAGGCACUUAACACGAUGUUGUUGACGAGAUAUUUACAAUUUAAUGUACCGCCUUUUAAGAAUCCAUAUGAACGGUAAAGUGUGAAGAAAUGACUCUAAUCCGAAUGUAAGAUGUCGUUGAUGCAGUAUUGAAAUACUUAUGCAACGGAUGUAACAAGAUUUGGAAUGUGAAUGUAUAUUCUGUAUCGAUAAAUGACAUAAGCAUUCGAAAAUUAUUGUUUUGCAUCAAGCAAGAUUGUUAUAUAUGAUCCAUUAAAGAUUACCAAACUUGGAAACUA
Molecule: messenger RNA, 1819 nt
Organism: Branchiostoma floridae (Florida lancelet)
Lineage: Eukaryota; Metazoa; Chordata; Leptocardii; Amphioxiformes; Branchiostomatidae
Exons: 9
Coding region: 83-1552 (489 amino acids)
Source: RefSeq, a predicted model, not a curated record